AUCCAGCAAGUGGAUGAAACGGGCAACGGAAAGCGCCGCCCAGGCUGAGUGCACGGCUGAUAGGAGGGGUCUGUGCACCUAACCACGCCCCCGCAAUAUGAUCGUUUCACUGUGAUUACUGUGUCUCCUAUAAGUGAAUGCAACCCUAAGCGAGGAUACAGAGACACAGCGGCUUUUACCCUAAUGUGCGCCAAAGAGAUGGAGAAUUCGAGGGAGGACGCCACUAGCAGUCUUCUGGAGUCGCCUCACGUAUUGCCUGAUGUUAGUGCCACAUCAGCUGCAGAUGCCCAGGAUGCUCAAAAAGUUGAAAAGCCUGUGAAUGCCCCCAGCCAACCAGUAAGUGAGGAACAGCAAGGACUUACUGCAGUGCAGAGCUACUGGUAUUACAGAAAAGCCUAUGAACAGCAAAACUACAUGAUGCACUUCCAUCUAUCCCAAACCCUGGAGAGAGGCUUUGCUGCAAUCACCUCUGAGAUGCAGAGGAUGAAUAGAACAGUGUCACAUGUAGCUGACAACAUAGAGGACUGUUCAUGCACCAUUAACUUCUUUGCAACAAAACAGCUGGCAAUGCAGGAAGCAAUGCUGUGCAAACUUAGUAAUACCAACACUUUACUGAAAACUGCAGCUCACCACCUAGCGCAGAUCUCAGUAAAACAAAAGCAUUGUCAUCUAGACCCCUGUAAUGCCACCCAGGACCACGACAAGUCAUGUGAGGCAUGUAAUAAGUACCAGGGCCUGGAACUGCAUAGAAAGCAUAACAAUACGCCCCAAGAUGACAAAGCCAUGCCCACCCAACAAGAGAGCACCAGCGCAGCACACGCUUCCAUCCAACAGCACCUGAGGGGGCAUGACCACACCCCCAAUGGGUCACACCCACCAACAACUGGGCUGGCUGGAUCUCUCAGCUGCCCUGAUGCCAGCAAGGAUUUUGAUGUGGUAAUCAAAUCAGACCAUCCUGAUACAGAGAGCAGAAAGAGGCAUCAUAGUGACAUCCUGCACAAUCCUGAUGAUUAUAGCUCAAAUCAAUGUAAAAAACAGAAAAGCUAAAUAAACCAUGGGUUUAUGUGUUUUAUAA
Molecule: messenger RNA, 1075 nt
Organism: Pseudophryne corroboree (corroboree frog)
Lineage: Eukaryota; Metazoa; Chordata; Amphibia; Anura; Myobatrachidae
Exons: 3
Coding region: 184-1047 (287 amino acids)
Source: RefSeq, a predicted model, not a curated record